AGCUUGCGAACGCUGUAGUUUGAAGGCUGUCAUCUUUCGCUCUGUGUCGCUGACCUGAGCGCAGCGCGCUGAUGUGAGCAGAUGGAGGACAUCUUGGACUCAAUCGGUGAGCCAAAGGCAGACGCACCGCAGGCAGGGAUUGGACUGCUCACGGCGUUGUGCCUGUGCUUGUGUGUCACAAUUAUAGGCUCAUACGGGGUCUUUCAGAAGAGAAUAUCGUGGUUCAUCGACUUCCCCUCCUGGCUGCUGGUCGGUGCCCAGACCAUCUCUUUGGUCUUCCUGACGGAAGAGCCAAACAGGUUCUGCAACAACCCCACAGACGCUCCCGGAGGCUGCAAGCACGGCGAGCUGUUGAAGACGACUGAUUGCUCUCACGAGUUCAAGUCGGACACUACUUACACGGAUUAUUGGCGAAAGGAGAAGAAGCCAAGCCCUUCUGGAAUGAGUGAUUGUCGUGUGUGUGUGUGUGUGUGUGUUCGGCAGGUAUGACCCCGGCCGUUCGUCCAUCGUGUCUGAGUGGGGUCUGGGCUACUGCAGCAAGGGUCUCUUCGACGCGCAGUUCGCUUCCUCGUGUUUCUUCUUCGGAUUCCUUGUGGGCGUGUUCGGCAUCGGCUACCUCGCCGACCACCUGGGCAGAAAAACCGCCUACGUCAUCUCGCUCAUCUUCAUCCAGGUGUGUGGCGUCGGCAGCGCUUUCGCCCCUUCGUUCGUGGCGUUUGUGUGGCUGAGGUCCGGCACUGGUGUGGGGGUGGGGGGGCUCGGCCUGGCCAUCUGGAUCCUCAACACCGAGGUGGUUCGCUCUGACAAGCGGCCUUUGAUCACCAUCUUGGCGCACUCCCACUUCGCUAUUGGUGGCUGCGUGGUGGCCGUCAUGAGCUACCUCAUUACGUCUUGGCGGUGGCUGACUCUCGCCAUCGCUCUGCCCGGCUUCGCUCUUGUCUUCUGGCUGCUCGCGCCGGUCUUCGUCGAGUCACCGAGGUGGGCAGUGGCCAAGAAGGAGUACAAGAGGGCCUAUGACGCCCUCCGCACGAUAGCCGAUAUCAACGGCACCACAGUGCCUCCACAUAUCUCCCCCGCCUCCCUGCCCUCGCUGGUCAACGGCGAGAGCAACAGCGGCAACGACAACGGCACGCCCACCACCAGCAGUACUAGGCGAACGUCGUCCGUCGACUCGUCCACAACGCCCCCAGACUCCUUCUGGGACCUGCUGACGAUGCCGCCCGUGGCCGACCGGCUCUAUGUCAUGGUGCUCUUGUGGUUCAGCACCUCACUCGCAUACUACGGGCUCUCUCUCAACGCGGGAAAUCUGGGCCCCACGAGUCAGGUGACAACUUUUAUCAACGGUGCGCUGGAGGUACCGGCGAUAGCAUUUGGCGUGUGGGCGACCGACUGGCGGAGGUGUGGGGGGAGGAAAGGGGUGGUCAACGGGACGCUCAUCAUCGGGGGGCUGCUGUGCCUGCUGUGUGUGGUGCUGGAGAGUGGGGGCUGGGCCAUGGUUAUCGUCGCUGUGGCGGGAAGGUGCGCUGACGGACACACAGACAGACGUGUGGGGCCUGUGAUGCUAUGCAGGCCAAUAUGUGUGGCAUUGGUUGGUGUUUACUACUAUUCAGGUUUUUCGUUGCCAUGACGUUUGUGGAUCUUUAUCUGUAUGGCUCUGAGCUGUUCCCCUCGUCGCGUAAGCAACUCAUUUCCAUCCACUGUGCGUGCAUGGAUGGUGCUCUCUGCUCUCUGCUUCGCCCUUGUUGCUGGCAGUGAGGAGCUCAGCAGUCGGGAUGAUGAGCAUGGCCGCGCGAGUCGGAGGUCAGCACAUGCAUCAUUUAAGCACACACACACACACACACACGCACAUUCUCUGUGCUGUGUGUGCUGAUCCCUCAGGCAUUGCGGCCCCCCAGGUCGUCUCUCUCGGCGUGGCGUCUCCGGCCAUGCCGAAUUUUAUCUUUGGCAUGUCGUCAACGGUUGCUGGUCUGGCUGGUGCUGUUGGGCUGCCCGACACGCUGGGAAAACCCUUCUAUGACACUCUCAAGGACAUGCACAAGGACAUGACACGCGACAACACAGACGGCCUCACACAGGUAGGGUGGGUCGUGGGUCUCACGGGGGGCGCCCCAUCCGCCGGAAGAUGUGUCUGUGCUGGUGGUAAUAUCUAUCGGCUGUUUUUCUCGGCCGUGGUGUUUGUGUGAUUGGUCGCGCAGGGCAUCUUUCAGUCGUGUCUUUCGCGCAUCUGCUGCUGUGCGUCUCUGCGGCCCUACCGCCACCUCACCCCCGAGGCAGAAGACAGUGUGGUGGAGAUGACGAUAGUCCAGGACGAUGACAAUAGUGGCACGGCAGUCGACGCCCUGCACGCCGAUGACACCGACUUGACCUCCCGCCCGUCGUUCCCCUUCUAUCGCCACCUCUCGCCCCAGCUGCCGCCCGACAGCAACCGCACUAUGCGAGUCAUCGGCCGCUGUAGUGAGGUCGACAACGUGUCCCCACCAGCGGCCGGUGGGCGAGGGGAGGCCGCCAUUAUCGGGGCUGACGGCAUGAUGGACAGGCAAGACAGGACGAUGAACGGGCAUCAUGACGAUGACAGCGACCCCGACGACCGUGACGGCGAAGAUGUCAUGCGGCAAUAUGAGCGUCGGAAGGUCGAGGCGGCCCGGCGCAUACACAUGAUCGGGGAUUCGAGUGCGGCAUUGGGCGGCGGCAGCGGACACAAACCGAGGCCCCACCACUCCCACUCGCACCAUGAUCACCAUCACCAUCGCAGGCCGAUCACCGGCGAUGAAAGCUGCGGCAGCGACAGCACCCGCCCGACACGCAACCCGAUUAAACGCACUGAGGACGACAGCAGCCGCGGCGCCGAAGUGGACCCCGGUGUGGAUGGUGACGAAGAGGAUAACACUGAGGACGAAGGCACCGAUGACGACGAACCCACCGACAGGCAGAUGGGGCAGAGGAGACAGCAUAAGUAAGGUGCUCUGGAGGGAUUUUUCUCGUGUGUGUCGCGGGUCGGAUGUUUGUUCAUGGGUCAGAUAGUGGCUGAGUGUCGUGUCAGUCAUCUGUUUUUUGCGGCUUUGUGUGCAUGUGCGUGUGCGAGAGAGAAUGUGAGCCAACUGCAGCAUUUCAGUGUAUGUGUGUGUGUGGACAUUCAUUCGUUCCCGUCCGCCAUCAAUUCGGUGUGUUGAUAUAUAUGUAUCG
Molecule: messenger RNA, 3183 nt
Organism: Vitrella brassicaformis
Lineage: Eukaryota; Vitrellaceae
Source: the annotation of a GenBank genome assembly